AUAAGGGGUCAAGAGCUACGGAUUUUCUUCAAACCGUGCCUCCUAUUUUGUUCCGAGAUUUAAACUAGUGUUUGGUGUGUGAUUUAAGAUCAUUGUUAGGCAAAAUAUAUGGCUCUUGCUGGUAAGAUGGAGACCGAGGUAGAGAUAAAAUCUGAUGGGGAUGAGAUUUUGCACAUGUUUGGAGGGAAAAAAGCACAUCAUGUACCAAACAUGGUCUCUCACCACAUACAAAAUGUAGACUUACAUGAAGGUGAAUGGGGUGAUCAUGGAUCUGUCAAGACCUGGACUUGUGUUGUUGAGGGGAAGGUCGAGACAUACAAAGAGAGGGUUUCCAUAGAUGAAGAGAACAAAGCAGUCCAUUUGACAGCAUUGGAGGGAACAGAUUGCUUGGAGUUCUAUAAGAGUUAUAACCUCAUCUUUCAGAUCAUUCCCAAGGGAGAGACCAAAGUGGUGAAAAUUACAAUAGAGUAUGAGAAACGAAAUAAGGAUGUCCCUGAUCCACAGAAAUAUCUGAAUUACUUGAUUAAUCUCUUUAAAGAUGUUGAUUCUAAGCUUGUCCAAGCUUAAUGCAAUGGCUACAUAUAUGAAUAAUGGUUAUUGUAUGACACUAUGAUCCUAGUUUGUAAUAAGAGCUGGGGAGCUCUAGUGUUGAUGAUUCCUAGUUUCAUGCUUGUGUGAGUAUGUUUGUACCAUAAUUAAAAUAAUAGAACUUAUUAUUCUUAUGAGUUGUUUCUUAAGUAAAAAUAAUACCUAUGACUACAUUGUAUCCCUCUUCUACAUAAA
This is a messenger RNA of Camellia sinensis, 783 nucleotides long. The record is from RefSeq and is a predicted model, not a curated record. NCBI's taxonomy places the organism in Eukaryota, Viridiplantae, Streptophyta, Magnoliopsida, Ericales, Theaceae.